Molecule: messenger RNA, 5747 nt
Organism: Lymnaea stagnalis (great pond snail)
Lineage: Eukaryota; Metazoa; Mollusca; Gastropoda; Lymnaeidae
Source: the annotation of a GenBank genome assembly
GUUCUUGUUGGAGCAGAUGAGGUGAGCCUGCCCCAGAUCUCCAUGUCCUGGUGAGUGGGGAACAAUGCAAGCCUGUGUCUACCUGGACAAGUGGAUGGACAAACUACCCAAACUGUCUAAACACAAGAACUUGUUCCCCAAAAGUGGUGAGUGUCUGGCAUGAGAUACGCACAAUUUUGUCCUUGUCAUAUGGAAAUAUGAUAUUUAUAACCUUCCGUGGAACCCUCCCAGUCUUCACAUUCACCGCCUCCCACUUUCACACCCCUUCCAUUUCAUCCAUUUUUUUGGCCACUUUAACACCCCCCCCCCUUUUACUCUCACUGUUUAUGAUAGCAUUAAACCACUUUAUUUGUUUUUAAAGCUAUGAAACAAACUGGGAUAAUAUCAAUGACACAAACAUUUGUCCUUGUCAUAUGGAAAUAUGAUAUUUAUACCCUUCCGUGGAACCCUCCCAGUCUUCACAUUCACCGCCUCCCACUUUCACCCCCCUUCCAUUUCAUCCAUUUUUUUGGCCACUUUAACCCCCCCCCCCCCCUUUUACUCUCACUGUUUAUGAUAGCAUUAAACCACUUUAUUUGUUUUUAAAGCUAUGAAACAAACUGGGAUAAUAUCAAUGACACAAACAUGAUAAAAUUAAUUACCAUUCUCCCACAGCUACCCCGGGAGAAGGUCACAUUCUCUGUAAGAUCUGUGGAGACAAGGCCUCUGGCUUCCAUUAUGGCGUAUUUUCAUGUGAGGGUUGCAAGGUGAGACGUUGUGGAAUCUGACCAUCACUUGUGUCAACUCUGACCAUCACUUGUCCAGAUUCUGACCAUCACUUUCUGGACUCUGACCAUCACUUGCCUGGACUCUGACCAUCACUUCUCUGGACGCUGACCAUCACUUCUCUGAACUCUGAUCAUCACUUCUCUGAAUGCUGACUGUCACUUCUCUGAACUGUGACAAUCAUUUGCCUGGUCUCUGACCGUCACUUGUCUGGACUCUGUAUCUCAAAGCUUCCCCUUUGUACUAACCACUCUUGCGACAUUAUCACAUUGGAAGAAAUAACGUAAAAGUCCAUGUUUUUAAUUAUUAGCUUUAUCAAAGUAGCCUCCAAAAUAUCUCCUACACCAUUCCCAGGGUUUCUUUCGUCGCACCAUUCGCCAUCAGCUGACCUAUAAACCGUGCGACACCCCAAGCCAGUGUCUGAUUAUGAGAAUCAGCCGGAAUCGUUGUCAGUACUGCCGGCUCCAGAAAUGUAUUUCUUCGGGGAUGUCACAUGAAGGUAAUUCGGACUGUAGUCCAUUCACUUAAGGCCUUGCUGCUAACUGUUUGAUUUAAUAACCCCCCACCCCUUUUUCCCUUAGUGUUACCACUGUGAUGCUAUGAGAGCACUUUAUACUGCUAACUGAGAGGAGUUACACAUUUCUGCCUGGCCUGUGCCCAACUGAAUCAACUGGGAUGAGAUGACUUGUUAGUUUUAAGUAAAGCAUCUGGGAUGACAUGACCUGUUAGUCAAGUAAAGCAGUUGGGAUGAAAUGACUUGUUGGUCAAGUAAAGCAGUUGGGAUGACAUGACUUGUUGGUCAAGAAAAGCAGUAGGGAUGAAAUGACUUGUUAGUCAAGUAAAGCAGUUGGGAUGAAAUGACUUGUUGGUCAAGAAAAGCAGAGGGGAUGAGAUGACUUGUUAGUCAAGAAAAGCAGUAGGGAUGAAAUGACUUGUUAGUCAAGAAAAGCAGUAGGGAUGAAAUGACUUGUUAGUCAAGUAAAGCAGCUGGGAUGAAAAUCCUCAUGCACCAAAGACAGCAAAUAACUUAAGAGUGGGGUUAAAAAUGAACAGUUAAAGAAAAGAAUGGAUGUAGUCUUGCUCAUUACUCGUGUCAGAAAUGGCAGGUUAAUCUGAUUUCAAAUGAUUUUCAACAUACAGCCAUGAAAAUGCGCCAAUAAAAAAUGUACCUUUUAAAUGCUAAAUAAAAAAUAUUUUGCAAUAGAUAAAAAAAAAAAAAAAAAAAAAAUUAAUAUUAAAUUUCCUAUUCCUAGCUGUCAGACUGGGCAGGUGCCCUAAGAAAUCCCGGCCCUCAAGUAGCAGUUUUUUUAUGUUGCCCCAAACACAACACGGUCACGUUGACCUGGAUAGACAGGUAAAUAUCUUUUUUACUUGACAUCUCAGUGUCAAGAAGGACAUAUAUAUAUAUAAAUAAGUCUGAAAGGACAUACUAGUUGAUGGGCAAAUUUUAACAUAUCUGUUUUUAUUUCAGUAAAGAAUUGUAUUGAUGAUGCAGUGAACCAUUUAGCUUUUUGUUUAUGGACAGUGAUUUAAAAAAAAAAAAAAAAAAUUGUUUUUUGAAUGAGUAAUUUAAAAAAAAAUAACAAGUUUAUACUUUAAAAAAAAAAAAAAAUUUAAGGUUGAAGACAGAACAAAUGGUGCUGUACAUACAUGAAUCGUAUAGAUCUGCGGUGCUGGCGUACGGCUCAGACUCGGACGCCGACGUCUUAUCCCUGGAGGUACAGACUUGAUUUCAGCAUUUUAAAAUUCCUAAAAAUAUUGAUAUAAAAUGGUAUUUAACUUGACCGCCGUUGGUUUUAUGGGCCUGCCUCAUUAUUAAUUUAAGUGGCUGUAGUAUAAUUAUAAUUAAACAACACCGCAAAAAAUAUACCCCCCCCCCCCGUUUAAAGCCUUUAUUUCCCUUUUUUUUUUGCUACUUUUUUCUUUUUUUUUGUUUAUUCAUUUUUUUUUUUUUUGUAAUUUAUUUUUUUUUUUUAAAAAAAUUCCCCCCCCCCCCCCGUAUAAAGCCUUUAUUUGCAUUUUUGAUUUGCAUCUAUGUUCAUUGUAUGUGAUUGAUCAUUUCUGUGAUUGUAGCAACUGAUUUUUUUUAAUGGGGGAUGAUUCUGAGCAAACAGUACAUGUAAAGAGAUCUUUAGGCUUCACCUGACUGGCAAAGGGGGUCCAUUGGAAAGAAAGAAAAAAACUAAAAACAAACAAGCUUAGAACCUUUGGUCUGGUGGCUUUUACUAUGCAACCCCAAGAAAGUAGCAAAUAUUGACUUGAAUUAAUCUUUGGCCCUAACCUUAGUUGUAAACAGUAAGUUGACCAAAUUUUUUUUUUCUUCAAAAACUGAAUUCUAAAUCAGUGCAAAGAUGACCUGGUGAGUUGGAAAAAAAAAAGGCAGAGCUUCCUAAGACACGACAUAAUACACAUAAUACGUCACAAUUGUGUGGAUGUACAACUUGGUUAUAAAAUUAUCAAAUGGUUUAGUUGUUAAUUUAAAAAAAAAAUAUAAAAAAUAUUUUAACAAAAUAAUCUCAAAAGAUGAUCAAAUCAUUUGUUCACAUUUUAGUGGUGGUUUUUUUGGUAUCCUCUCUAAUACAUGUAUUAGCACAUAAAUGUCCACUGACAGCCCAACUUGUCCUCUCCAAUGACAGCCCAACUUGUCUUCUCAACAGACAGCCAAACUUGUCCACUCCACAGACAGCCAAACUUGUCCACUCCACUGACAGUCAAACUUGUCCUCUCCACAGACAGCCCAACUUGUCCUCUCAACAGACAGCCAAACUUGUCCACUCCACAGACAGCCAAACUUGUCCACUCCACUGACAGCCCAACUUGUCCACUCCACUGACAGCCCAACUUGUCUUCUCCACAGACAGCCCAACUUGUCCACUCCACUGACAGCCCAACUUGUCUUCUCCACAGACAGCCCAACUUGUCCAACCCCUCUGACAGCCCAACUUGUCUUCUCCACAGACAGCCAAACUUGUCCACUCCACUGACAGCCCAAAUUGUCUUCUCCACAGACAGCCCAACUUGUCAACUUCACUGACAGCCAAACUUGUCCACUCCACUGACAGCCCAACUUGUCCACUCCACUGACAGUCAAACUUGUCCUCUCCACUGACAGCCAAACUUGUCCUCUCCACAGAGAGCCGAACUUGUCCACUCCACUGACAGCCAAACUUGUACAAUCCACUGACAGCCAAACUUGUCCUCUCCACAGAGAGCCGAACUUGUCCACUCCACUGACAGCCCAACUUGUCCACUCCACUGACAGUCAAACUUGUCCUCUCCACUGACAGCCAAACUUGUCCUCUCCACAGAGAGCCGAACUUGUCCACUCCACUGACAGCCAAACUUGUACAAUCCACUGACAGCCAAACUUGUCCUCUCCACAGAGAGCCGAACUUGUCCACUCCACUGACAGCCCAACUUGUCCACUCCACUGACAGUCAAACUUGUCCUCUCCACUGACAGCCAAACUUGUCCUCUCCACAGAGAGCCGAACUUGUCCACUCCACUGACAGCCAAACUUGUACAAUCCACUGACAGCCAAACUUGUCCUCUCCACAGAGAGCCGAACUUGUCCACUCCACUGACAGCCCAACUUGUCCACUCCACUGACAGUCAAACUUGUCCUCUCCACUGACAGCCAAACUUGUCCUCUCCACAGAGAGCCGAACUUGUCCACUCCACUGACAGCCAAACUUGUCCACUCCACUGACAGCCAAACUUGUCCUCUCCACAGAGAGCCGAACUUGUCCACUCCACUGACAGCCCAACUUGUCCACUCCACUGACAGUCAAACUUGUCCUCUCCACUGACAGCCAAACUUGUCCUCUCCACAGAGAGCCGAACUUGUCCACUCCACUGACAGCCAAACUUGUCCACUCCACUGACAGCCAAACUUGUCCAAUCCACUGACAGCCAAACUUGUCCAAUCCACUGACAGCCAAACUUGUCCACUGACACUCCACUGACAGCCAAACAUGUCCUCUCCACUGACAGCCCAACUUGUCUUCUCCACAGACAGUUGAAAGGUGCCAGCAGAGCUUUCCCAUAACAUUUUACACUCAGUACAUUCCGUCCGUGGUGCGCUUCAUCACGACCAUGGCCAAGAAGAUCCCCCAGUUCCUGGACAUCAGCUUGGCUGACCAGCGGGCAUUGAUCAAAGGUUGUAUUCUGGAGGUGAGCCUUCAAAACAAUCGUAACAAAUCAUCCCUGUCUGUGCGGAGCCUGACGGCUGCUUGUUACAAACUAGGAGUCAAAAACAAGCGGGGCCCACUCCGUUACCUGUCUUUGUUACCUGCCAAUGUUACCUAACUCCAUUACCUGUCAAUCUUACCUGUCUGCAUUAACUGUCAAUGUUACCUGUCAAUGUUACCUGUCAAUGUUACCUGUCUCUGUUACCUGUCUCCAUUAAAUGUCAAUGUUACCUGUCUCCGUUAACUUUCAAUGUUAUAUGUCACCGAUACCUGUGAAUGUUACCUGUCCCUAUUUUAGCAAGAGGGUAUUCAUUAAAUUAAACUGGAUGUUCUAUAGAAAGAAAGUAUUUUUUUAGAAGGAUUAAGAGCUUGUUUCUAUCUGUAUCUUAUAUCUAUGUGUAAAAUAUUUCUAUCUGUAACUUAUGUCUGUCUGUAACUUAUUUCUAUCCGUAACUUAUUUCUAUCUGUAACUUAUGUGUACCACAUUUCUAUCUGUAACUUAAUUCUGUCUGUAACUUAUUUCUAUCCGUAACUUAUUUCUAUCUGUAACUAUUGUGUACCACAUUUCUAUCUGUAACUUAUUUCUGUCUGUACCACAUUUCUGUCUGUACCACAUUUCUGUCUGUAACUUAUUUCUAUCCGUAACUUAUUUCUAUCCGUAACUUAUUUCUAUCUGCAUAUUGAAUUGAUGUAUUGCAGAUUGCUUUCAUUCACAACACGGCCCACGUCAAGUUAGAGGAGGAUCUAUGGACUGACGACAAGCUCAGCUUCAGCCUUUCUUAUACAAAGUAA